Messenger RNA from Hordeum vulgare subsp. vulgare (domesticated barley), 1000 nucleotides. RefSeq lists its product as uncharacterized. Gene Ontology annotation, cellular component: mitochondrion. Lineage: Eukaryota; Viridiplantae; Streptophyta; Magnoliopsida; Poales; Poaceae. The record is from RefSeq and is a predicted model, not a curated record. The coding region runs from base 213 to 785 and encodes 190 amino acids. The transcript has 4 exons.
CCCCGAUUCUCCUCAUCCAGAUCGCGCCGCCGCCGCCGCCGCCGCGCCCCUCCUCCACACCGCCACCGUCCCAGCUCCAGCUGCCAGCCCUCCGCGCACAUCCGGCUGCCCAGCAGCCACUCCACGCCGCCGGCCUCCACCACCGCGCCUCCCCCGAGCCCCUCUGCUUCCUCUGCGCGCCGUCCAAGGAUAACUCAAAAGAACUGACCUCGAUGGCGCUCCUCCGAGCCCUCCGCCGAGCCCUUCCGCCGCUCUACUUGCCGGCGGCGCCUCUUUCCCGGCGCGCCCCAGGUCCUCCUGCGCUCCCUCCCCAUCCUCUCUGGCUCCUGGAUCCAAUCGGGUUCCGGCCGUUCUCCGCCGUCGCGGCCACCACCACCGCCGUCGCGCGGGCGCCGGAAAUGGGCGCCAGCCUCUUCAGAGGGCUCACGGAGACCAGGUCCCCCAAGCGACGGCCUGGAUUCGUGUCCCGGCGCAAGAGGGCCAGCCUGCGACCCAAAGGUCCGCACUACUGGGUGAAGUGCAAGCCGGGGGAGCCUAUCCCUUCGAGUCAGCCGAAUGAGGGCAGCGUACAGGGGAGGAAGGAGAAGAAGCGAAUCAAGCAGCGCAAGGACUUUAUCAUGGCUGAGAAGAGGAAGCGCAAAGCACAGUAUUCUGUUGCUGUGAAGAGGAAGGAGGCGGAACGGACAGAAAGGAAGAUGGCUGCUGUGGCAAGAGACCGCGCAUGGGUGGAAAGGCUGGCAGAGCUAAAACAGAUGGAGGCAAAAAAGAGAGCUGCAAUGGCUUGAGGAGCUCCUCUCUCUGGAAACAAACGGCAAGGCAGGCGUCUAACUUGUUUCUGCUGCUGCCUUUUGUCCCUGUUUUUUUUCCUCCCCUUAUAGCCUGAAUUUGUUCUGUGUGAACAGUUGUCACAACCAUUGUGGGUGGGUGGAACUUUGGCUGGCUGUACCAAACGCAACCUUAGUAAUUCAUGUGGAAAUUAACAGAUUGUUGGCCGCUCUAA